Molecule: messenger RNA, 11354 nt
Organism: Zootoca vivipara (common lizard)
Lineage: Eukaryota; Metazoa; Chordata; Lepidosauria; Squamata; Lacertidae
Gene: SCUBE1
Product: signal peptide, CUB domain and EGF like domain containing 1
Biological process (GO): signal transduction
Cellular component (GO): cell surface
Molecular function (GO): calcium ion binding
Source: RefSeq, a predicted model, not a curated record
GGCCAGCAGCGCCUGGGCAAAGGCGCGCCGGGUCGCAUCCUUGCCAUGGGGACUGUUGGCUUGGCGUGGCACUUGUGCUUGGCGCUCGCCUUCCUGCACCCGCCGCGCAGGUUCGCCGCCGGCAACGGGGUCCCAGAUGCUGAUGAAUGCACAGAAGGGACAGACGACUGUCACAUCGAUGCAAUUUGUCAAAACACGCCCAAGUCAUACAAAUGCAUUUGCAAACCAGGUUAUAAAGGAGAAGGAAAGCAAUGUGAAGACAUUGAUGAGUGUGAAAAUGACUUCUACAAUGGAGGCUGUGUACACGAAUGCAUCAACAUUCCUGGCAACUACAGAUGCACAUGUUAUGAUGGGUUCAUGUUGGCUCAUGAUGGACACAACUGCCUUGAUGUUGACGAAUGUCUGGAUAACAAUGGUGGCUGCCAGCAGAUCUGUGUCAAUACUAUGGGAAGCUAUGAAUGCCAGUGCAAAGAAGGCUUUUUCCUAAGCGAUAACCAGCACACCUGUAUUCACCGCUCCAAUGAGGGUAUGAACUGUAUGAACAAAGACCACGGGUGCGCACAUAUCUGCCGAGAGACACCCAAAGGUGGGGUUGCCUGUGAAUGUAGGCCUGGCUUUGAACUAGCCAAAAACCAGAAGGACUGCAAAUUAACCUGUAACUAUGGAAAUGGAGGCUGCCAACACACCUGUGAUGACACAGAUACGGGACCUGUGUGCGGUUGUCAUCAAAAGUAUGCCCUACACUCGGAUGGCCGAACAUGUAUUGAGAAGGAUGAGGCUGCAAUUGAGAGUUCUGAGUUCAAUUCCACGUCAGUAGCUGAUGUGGACAAGCGGGUGAAACGGCGGCUACUUAUGGAAACAUGUGCUGUCAAUAAUGGAGGCUGUGACCGCACUUGCAAGGAUACAGCAACAGGAGUCCGCUGCAGCUGUCCGGUUGGAUUCAACCUACAACCUGAUGGGAAAACAUGCAAAGAUAUAGAUGAAUGUCUGGUAAACAAUGGUGGCUGUGACCACUUCUGUCGAAAUACUGUGGGCAGCUUUGAAUGCAGCUGCCAGAAGGGAUAUAAGCUACUAACAGAUGAACGAACCUGCCAAGAUAUAGAUGAAUGCUCCUUCGAAAGGACCUGCGACCAUACCUGUAUCAACUACCCUGGGAGUUUUGAAUGCCUGUGUCAUAAAGGCUACACAUUGUAUGGAAUGACGCACUGCGGAGAUAUUGAUGAAUGCAGUAUCAGCAAUGGGAGCUGUGACUAUGGAUGCCUUAAUACAAUGGGAAGUUACGAAUGUGUAUGUCCAUCGGGGAAGAAGUUGCACUGGAAUAAAAAGGAUUGUAUUGAGAUGGUGAAAUGCCUUCAAAAUGCCAAGCCAGCUCCAAAGGCCCAGUUGGUCUGCAGCAAAUUGGGAGGGAUUGAAAGCUGUUUCUUAUCAUGUCCAUCCAAUACCCUUUUUCUCCCAGACACAGAGAAUAGUUAUUCAGUAAGCUGUGGAGUGCCAGGGCAGCAAGGCAAGUCGCUUCAGAAACGCAAUAGCACUCUUCCUAGCUGUGCAGACAUGUUAGCGCCACCCAUCAAGCAGAAAGCUCGUUUUAAAAUCAAGGAUGCAAAAUGUCACUUAAGACCUCGCAGCAAAGAAAAAAUGAAAGAUGUUGGAAAUCAGCAGGCUGUUAUAGGAGGCCAGUUCCCUUGUACAGACAACUGCCAGGUAACUUUUGUGAACCUCAAGUGCGAUUCCUCUAAGAAGAAACGCCGAGGCCGGAAAUCGCCAUCCAAGGAAGUGUCCCACAUCACAGCUGAGUUUGAAAUGGAGAUGAAGUCAGAAGAAGUCUCAGACACCUGUAAUGUCGACUGUUUGAGGAAAAGGAUGGAGCAGAAGCUACAGUCGGCAAUCAAAGCCUUGAGGAAAUCUAUUAACAAACAGCAAUUUUACAUUCAGUUUUCUGGGACAGAGUAUGAAGUGGCUCAGAGAGCAGCUAAAGUUGUUGCUGAAGGACAUGACGCCUGCAGUACAGGACAAGUGCAGCAGGACGGGAAAUGCGUUACCUGCAGCACAGGCACCUAUUAUAGUGGAGAACGUAAUCAGUGCAUUCCUUGCUCACCAGGAACGUACCAAGACACAGAAGGUCAGCUUUCCUGUGAACCUUGCCCAAGCAAUGAUGGACAGGGAGUAGCAGGUGCACGAAAUGUGUCAGAAUGUGGAGGGCAGUGUUCUCCUGGAUAUUUUUCUUCUGACGGCUUUAAACCUUGUAGACUAUGUCCCCUGGGCACAUAUCAGUCUGAACCAGGAAGGACACUCUGUUUUCCAUGUGGCGGGGGACUGGUGACAAAAUACGAAGGCGCAAUGUCGUUUCAGGACUGUGAAACAAAAGUUCAUUGUUCUCCUGGCCACUACUACAACUCUACAACCCACAGAUGUAUCAGGUGUCCUGUUGGAACCUAUCAGCCUGAAUUUGGUCAGAACUACUGCAUCACCUGCCCUGGAAAUACUAGCACUGAUUUUGAUGGCUCUACCAAUGUUACACACUGCAAAAAUCGGCAAUGUGGUGGGCAACUCGGAGACUACACUGGCUACAUUGAGUCUCCCAACUACCCUGGAGAUUACCCAGCAAAUGUUGAAUGUAUUUGGAAUAUAAGCCCACCCCCAAAGAGGCGGAUUCUCAUUGUGGUCCCUGAGAUAUUUCUUCCUAUUGAGGACGAGUGUGGUGAUGUUUUAGUAAUGAGGAAAAGUGCUUCACCCACAUCUAUUACUACAUAUGAAACUUGCCAGACCUAUGAAAGACCAAUAGCAUUCACCUCCAGGUCACGGAAGUUGUGGAUUCAGUUCAAAUCAAAUGAAGGAAACAGUGGCAAAGGAUUCCAAGUCCCCUAUGUAACAUAUGAUGAGGAUUAUCAACAGUUAAUUGAAGACAUUGUUAGAGAUGGACGUCUAUAUGCAUCAGAAAAUCAUCAAGAAAUUUUAAAAGACAAGAAACUGAUCAAAGCGCUUUUUGAUGUAUUGGCACAUCCACAAAACUAUUUCAAGUACACAGCACAAGAAUCAAAGGAGAUGUUUCCAAGAUCAUUUAUAAAGCUACUGCGAUCAAAAGUUUCCAGAUUUCUACGACCAUACAAAUAGAUUCCUAGUGCUUUUCAAAAGAAAAAAUUCUUCUGUUGCGUUCCUGUCAAAUAUUGUAUUGUCUUCAACAGUAGGAACAUUUUUGCUAUUUUGAAGACUCCUUGGCAGUCUUUAUCUUAAAUUGUAUAUUGAAGAAUAACUAUAAUGUUUUAUAAUCUCCAAUAUUUUGAAUGGUUUUUUUUUUACUUCAAAGAAGAAAUCAUUUUGGAUUCCAGAAUGCACCCAGUUGAAGAUCCAAAUUUAUUCCUGCACUAGUUUAUCCUUGAAAAGCAUUUGUUUUAGAGAAUGUAUCUCUACACCUUUACUAGAAGAGAAAAAUGAUUUCUUCUAAGCAAGGAAGGAACCUGGUCAAAGAAACUACCUGCAAAGAAGAGUUACGAUAUAAAGGAGUGUGUAGUAUAAACUAAUACUUGGAUUUUGAAUUGCACUUGAACUUUAUAUGUGAGAUUUUAUGGGGGAAAUCAAAAUUUCAUUGUUUCCCAUUGGUGGUUGUGAAGACGUUGUUCUAGGUAUAAACCAAAAAGUACAAAGAAAGGUGGGGAUAAAAUUGGUGAGUUUAAUGGAUUAGGCAAGAUCUAAUUCCAUAUUCUAAUAUUUUGUUGGCCCGGUCAUAAUAUUUCAAAAGUCUACUAGUGUCUAAUCCUGCAGAUACAAUUGUGGAAUUGUAGAUAAUUUGGUUUCACCAAUGAUUUUUACAAUAGGAUGGAAAAGACUCGGAGGGGGGGAGGGAUAGCCAGUUUUCUUGCCCUUAAUCUAAAUAGGUACACUAUUUCUGUCUGAGGUUACUUUAGGAUUGCUAUCUGAAGGUCAUGUAAAUACUGUUCACAUCAUAGAAUUGUAUCCAGCUAGGUCAUACUCUGAAUUGACCUAUUGAAAACAAUGACUUUGACUAACUCAAAACCAUUCCUUUCCGUGGGUAUAGUCUGAGCUUGACUUAGUUUGAUAUAACCCCAGUCUCUCCCCACCCACACCGUGGGUCACAAUCCAGAGAUCUUCUUGUACAUGGUGGCAGCCCUGGCGGUGAGGAAGGCUGUGGGAAUGGGAUCUCUGCCAGUGUAGUUGCCACUUUCACCUUCCAUGAUCAGAAGUGAUUCAGUUGCAGGAUUUGGGCCUGGUUACCAGAUUGUAGCUUUGCUGUUGAUCCACAUCUUGUAAGCUUCCCAAACUUGAAAUAAUAUUGACAUCUUAUGAUAAGAGACUUUGAUGUAGUCAGGGCAGAAAAUGCUGGUUUGGGGGCGAACCUAUAAAAUAGGUAGAAGUUGUUACUUUGUUGUUUCCAAUAUGCUGAAUCCAUCGAUUGCUGGCUCAUAAACCUUGGUCCGUUUUAUCUUAAUUCAGUGUGGCCAGCCUGCUAUUUUCCUAUGUAUGCGUUACUUGAUUAUGACCGCUUUAGAGAGCAGGAUCCCAGCAGUACACCUCUUACCAAUGUUUGUAUUGACAAGUGUUUCAAAAGAAAUAUUACAGACUGCACUGCAUUUUUUUAAAAAAAUGAUUUAUCCACAUAAAUGUAUCAUAAACAUGGAAAAGCAAAGAAAAAACCUACUUGCAACUUCCUUUUUCAUCACCCAAAUUGCAAUGUUUAAUGGAUAGAAACAAUCCUUUUGCAUCACUUAGUCCUGUCCCCAAUUCUUGCAAUGUUGUGCCUACCACCUGUCAGAUUAUUGAAACAGUCGUGGUCAGUGGGGAAAGAUGGUGCCAUAGUCUCCCAGCAACGGCAUCACAGCAGUGGAGUGGCAAAACAGUGGGCCAUUGGUGCUGUGCAGGAGCAUUGCGUUGGCUCCGUUGGUGCACAAGCACCGCACUGACUCUUAACUCUUCCCACCUGCCACCUUUGAUUGAGAGGUUUUCGCCUUUCUCCCAGUGGACACCCUGUGCUUGCUAGGCAUUACAUACAGCUGCUUGCCACAACUUGUGCAGAAAUGGCAUUGAGUAGGAUCAAAACAUAAGGGGCGGGGUGGAGGCAGGGCCUGUUGCCUCUCAUCACAGGUUGUCAGUGGGACCCAGCUCUACUGGUCAGCUCCCAUGGUGUUCCCCAGCCAAGCAAGCUGGGAUGGUGUGUCAGGCUUAAGAUCGGAAGUCUUCGGGGCUAACAGAUCCCCACCCAGCGCCACGUCAACCGCACUUACCUCAUGAGUCAAUAGAAACCUGUGGCCUGGCUUUACCAACACACGAGUCCCGAGUGUUGCAUCCCUGCUCUGCUUGGCCUCAGAGGCUUCCACAGCGCGUCUGCCAUGUGACUGGAUCCAACAUGCCCUGCCAACCCCCCUUUGCUGGAUCAGGCUGGGGGAUAUUCCUUGGAGAGGGUUGACACCUCCUCCUGAUGGUGACAGGCAGGGUCCCUCUCCAAGGAAAGGGGGCCACCCCACUCACCAGACUGACCCUGCCUGCUGAGAGGGCUGGUUGGGUCCACCUUGCUGUCUUAGGAGGCUUGUCAUAUGGGUUUCUUUUCUUUUGGUCCAGUAUAUUGCCUCAGGUUUGAGAGUGUGGUUUUUCAUGUGUUUACCUUCCUCUGUCCUGGAUGGUGUGCAGUUUGUGUGUAUCUAUAUCUGUCUUCUGAGUUUUCCCGAUCUUUUCUUUGUGCUUUUCUCCCUCCGUUUUCUUCUCCUUAGAGCCACAGCUACUUACUUAGUGCUCAAAUCUACUCCCCUCUUCUAUGGGCUGGAUUAGGAAAGAUUGCAGGCCUCCAGAAGCUACUUCCCUUGUUCAAAUGUUGUUGUGGAAUAGUUUAAACCAGGCAUCCCCAAACUGCGGCCCUCCAGAUGUUUUGGCCUACAACUCCCAUGAUCCCUAGCUAACAGGACCAGUGGUCAGGGAUGAUGGGAAUUGUAGUCCAAAACAUCUGGAGGGCCGAAGUUUGGGGAUGCCUGGUUUAAACACUUGAUGCCUGUUGGUAUCUAAUUUUCCAUAUUUCUGAUUCUCCACCUCCCACAGCAAAGCUUUUGAAUGGUUUAAUGAGCAUUUCUGUUCAGGGUGCAUGCACAAAGAUGAUCAGAGACGGGGUUUGUUUUGGUUAUGGCAUUUCCACAUUGGAAUGCUUGCAUGCUCCCAGUCUGAUUUUUUGUCCGAUUUUUUCGUGUUGGAUAAAGUUUUUUAAAAAAAGAAAUUGCCAGAGUAUUUCAUUGUGCUGUUUUAACUGCUAUUUUCUGGUUCUGCCCACUUUUAUUGCUGGUUGCUGCUGUUCAUGUGUUUAUCUUGUUUUACUAUUGAACUUUUUAUUGUAUAGAUUUAUUUCCUUGUUGACAGCCCCCUCCCCCGAGACUCCUGCUGAAGGCGGCUUAUACAUUUCCUAAAUAAACAAAAACAACCAAGUAAUCCUUCUUUCAACACUUAUUCUGUAUCUGAAGUCUUCAUCCAUGCACUUGGCAGUCUGAAACAGGCGACAAGCAUUGUGCAUGCCUCCCAGAUAUACAUAAAUAUUGGAAAGUUAUGUGGGUAAACUACCUCUCCCAUUAUAUGAUAUAGCUGCUAGCCUGUUGUGAAUAAUAUGAUUUCUUCUCCUUUAUGUUCAACAUUGCACCGGAGUCUGUAAUAUAUUGCUUUUGAAAGAUUGCUUAAAAAGAAACGAGAUUGGCAAACGUCAUUGUGUCUCAGGCUUGUACCUGGAAGCAAAUACAGUCAAGGAACAAUACAUAACAACAUAACGUUUAUUGCCCAAGGGCUGUAAUGCAGCACUUAAUACAUUUGUAGUCAGGGCAUCAAAAGUAUAUAGAAUCAACACAAAGAAAUAAACCUUUACUUCUACCUGUUUUCAAUGUAUACUUCUCUCAUGUCUUGACUAAUGUCAAAGGAAUCAGAUGAAUAGCUGUUUCUUGUCUGACUAAGAACAUUAAGUUUCAAAUAGUAGUAAGAAGACCAUGGAUAACUUGGGGGAUAUGAAAAGACCUUUGGGUUUUAAUUUGUUGCAGUCCUUGUUGCUAACAUGUGUUUCCAGUUGGCUUUUAUAUACAUAGCCUUAAUCCUCAGCUCUGUUGUCCUGAUGUCUCACAUCUUUCUUUUUUCCUUUUCGGAUGCAAAUGAAAUGGCCAAGUCUUUGGCCCAAUCCAUCCAUUCCCAUGGCACACUGGAGGGAGCAGGCUGCUGGGCUACCCAUGUCUGGCACUGUGCAAAUGACUUCUUAUGUGAGCUGGAUGGGAGCACUUUGUGCACCUCAGUUGGCAGCAUGUCUGGAUCUGCCCUUCCUGACUUACAGGUGGCUCCUUUUUACAUGAUGAACAUAGCUCCCUACCUUUGCUUCACUUCCACCGACCUGCCACCUACCAUUUUGCGGGGGGGAACUUGAGUGCCACAAUUCCCUAAUCUCUAUCCCAUCCCUCCAGUUACCAAGACAGCUCAAUAGUUUUGAAAAGGAAAUGUGCAAUAAAUAAAGUUGUUUAAAUGCUAUCUCAAAUUUACCAAUUUAGACAGCCUGUUGCCAUUUACAUUUUCGAAAACAACAACAAACCCAAACAGUGAAGUAGCAUAUCAGCUCAGGGAUCCAUCAUAACAAAACAGUUUAGCAGAGUUUUGAUUUGAUUUUUAAAACGUUCCAUUGAUUCACCACCUGUCCUUUAAUAAUGAAUUCAUAAAAUUUAAUUACAUGGGUACAUUAUAAAGCUUUAAUACAGGUGCCUUUUGGAGAUACAGUACUGAUAUACAUGUGAGAGAUUACACCACAAAAACCAGCACUUCCUCGUUACAAGGGAAAGCCAUCUUACUCUUUUAUAAUUCUCAGGCUCACUGAUUAAAAUUUGCCCUCAUGAAUGAAAAUUCAUGCCAGUAACCGUGUAUGAACCAGGACAUUGCAUUGUCAUAUAAUUCAGAAAUCAUGGUAUGGGAGAAAAAUGGGACCUGUUCACACAGCUGUUAAUAAUAGUAAAAAUAAGAAUAAUUCGUUUGUUAGCUAUCUACACAAGCAUCUCAAGGCAGUGUACAAUUUUAAAAAAUAGUAAAAAAUAGCAAUGCAGGUGUGUUUCAAAAAACAAUACAAAGUAGACAAUUGUGCCCUCCCCACCCUGCUAGAAGAACUUCACUGAUGUUAGGAUGCAGAAAGAAGUUUCUGGUUCACACCUUUACCCUCUUAUGUUAUUUUCACAAAAGUUCUUGCUCGAUAUAACUUUGACGUUAUCACAAAUACAUGCAGUCCUGGAAAUAGUUAUAUUGUAUAAAUGAAAUAGCAGGUGGACAUACGCACGCACAGACACAGCAUUUUUACAAAUGACAACUUGCAGAUAAAAAUGGUAGCUUAUACCUAAAUAGAAAAUAUACCUGAAUCUUAUUUAAAGAGCAAGCUCUUACUGUGUUUAUAGUUUCACUGAUUUGUAGAGAACAAUUAGAAAUUAAUUUGUGGAGACCUCAUAAAAUAUCCCUAACAAGUUGGUUCCUGAAUUUGCAAAUAUUGGAUUACAAUGCAGCUAUGCUAAGCACUUGAAAGUCCCAUUGUUUAUUGUGGAUUAGGGACAUAUGUAGCUCUCACGUUUAAAACAAUAGGACAAAGCAUUCAUUUUUGCUUGAAUCGUGCCCAUUUUUUCAAAAAAAAAAACGUGUAGCGCUUAAUUUUUCAGCUUCGCCUUCCCUCCACUCUGCACUUAUUAUUAUCUUUUUAAAAUAUUGUUAUUAUUUAUUAGAUUUGUAUACCCCCCUUCAGGCAAUGAUAACAGGGCAGUUGACAACACAAAAAUACAAAAUGAGAACACAAAAUACAGUACAUAAUAAACCAAAAGCAAUAACCCCCUUCCCACAAACACAUUUCAAAGACCAUAGAAUGUUAAUGAGUGUAAGGCCACGUUACAGAGAAAUGUUUUCAUCUGGCUCCUAAAAUAAUGCAGCGAAGGCAGUCCUCCCUGGGGAGAGCAUCUCACAGACGGGGAGCCACUGCAGAAAAGGCCCCGUUCUUGUGUCACCACCUUCUGGACCUCUCAUGAAGGAGGCAAACAAAGAAGGGUUAAGUCAACUACUCCUUGUUUUGUUUUUUGUCUUCUCAUACUUAUCAAGUCCUGCUAUCGGGAAACGGUUAAUUGAUUAGCAUACUUGGAAGCUGGAAGACAGUUGAUACCCAUACUCUCAGAUUUUUAUGCACACUAAAAAUUGUGGGUUUGUGCACAGAACUCUCUAUGAAAUAACAUUUUAAGUCAUUUUUAAAUACUGUAUGCUUUCAUCCUACAUGUUCAUCCUGAAUAUUUUUGCUCCUGUCAGUAUUUCAGAACAAAUCCAGCUGUUAUUUCAGAAGCUAACACCUGCCCUCACGCUUUUAAUGCAGCCAUGGAAAUCAUUGCCAUAAAUACUGGUGGUAGAUACAAUUCUAAAUGAGAACUUUCAGGAUAGUUUUUCUCUUAAUCUAUAUAAUUGACUUUCACCCUAAUUUCUGCAAAAAUUGUGCAUCGAAUUUUUCCCUCGCCAAAAUUCCUAUACCACUAUAAUCAGACGUUUGUGACAGGUUCUCUUCUGCAAUAUUGUAUUGUCAACACCCAGUUUUUAAAGUUUUCCUGUCAUGCAUCUAAAGCCAUGUUACCUUGUGACACUGCAUGUGAAUUCAGUUGAAAUCUAGGUGAAUAUUUUUAGGAAUGGCCCCAUGCACCCCAUGUUAUGUUCGACCGCAAAAAAAAAUAGGAAGGAUUAAGUAAGGAUAUUGUGCAGUGCAGAUUGUGCAGUGCAGAUUGUCUGUUCUUUGGAGCAGGGACCUGUUUUGUGUGCUCAUGCUAUGGAUGGAUGUUGUCUCAGGAAAAUAUAGUUCCGAAGCAGAUUGACAAAAGGAUUUUCAAACACCCCCAUAAGCAAUCUAUUCAGCACCUACACUUUAAGAUUAAGGGCCACCUUGCACUUCACAAGAACGCCCCCCCCCAAUGGAGUGGGAAGUGUGGUUGCACACAGAUAUUCUAUACAUACUGACGACGUGAGUUUGUGUCCGUCAUAUUCCCAUUUCAGAAUGUACACAGUGCGCACACGAUAUACACACCCCAACAUGGUAACACAUCAAUAACCCAAAAGCACACACCCAAACGCUAAUUGAUGAUAUAUCAUUUUAAAAAUAAGUGAAUAAUUCAUUUUAUGAUCUCGCUAUAAUCUGAAUUCAGUUUUUUCCUGAAAAGAAUGGUGAAAUCUAGCUUUAAAAACUUUAUUUCAUGAGGAAUUGCCUUUUGAAAUGCAUUGAGUGUAUUUCAAUGCACCUUUGCUUAACCAUUCAUCUCCACAAGCCACAUUUCCUCAGAUGAGUCAUCUUCAUUUCUCCCUCAUCUGUAUGUGGGGCAAAACCAGAGUCAGUCCCAGGAGUAGACUGCACAAACAACACAACGUGCAAUUUUCUCUCUCUUAAUGUCCCUAUCACCAUAUCUGUCUUUUUUCAUGCCAAUGUGAGAUUAGCACAGGUUUGUGACUCAGGAAACAUAAGCAGCUCACGGAUGUUCUCUUCUCCUCACCCCCUCCAGACUUGCCAUUUCCUAGUUACAGCGGUAUUUCUCACAGUUUCUAGGCUUGCACACUCUCCCCCAUGUUAAACCCCUUAAAGUGAACUCGGUGCUGUCUACAAAAAACACAGAAAUGUGUUUUUUUUUCCACAGCAGACGUUCAGAAGCAGGGCCUGCUCUGGGGUCCCAUGUAUGUGCAGCGGUUUGAUCUGUGGCCCCACCAUAUAAACAAGAGUCUUGUGCAAAUCAAACCUCAGAAGUAAACACUUAAGCAUGUUUUUAAAAGUAAUCCAUUCUAAGCGCUUGAAAAGAAAAAUAAGAUUUUCAACCUACACCAGAAGUAGAACCCUAAUUCUUAUUGCAAUAAAAACCCUCUUCUAAAUUAGACUGAAAGGAAUAUUGUUUGGGUUGUAGCUGUCCUUUAAGUAGAUGCACAGGAAGACAAAACUAUUCAGCAAAACCAUGUUCAUCUUGAGUACCUACACUUCACAAUUGCUCUUUCCUUUAUUUAUUCUGCUUGUACCAUUCUACUUUUAAAUCCUUGAUGCCAUGUAAUAUAUAAACAAUUAUAUCGUGUACAUACAGAGAUACCUUUUAGGUAUUCUAAUUAGUUUAGAUAUUUACAAUUGUCAACACAAAUGCCAGAGCUAUUCCAAAUACCUUCAUGAGAUAUUUUACCACAUUGUAUUUCAAGUGUCAGGGCUACAAUCAAGAAAUAACUUUAUUUAAGACUUGUAUUUCUCAUUCAUUGACUAACUUAGCACUCUUUGAAACAUAUCUGGAGAUGUUGGUACCACAAGGAUUUGCAUAUUAGGAAACCAUUAUCCAUGAAACAUGCAUAUAUAUAUAUAGGUAAAGGUAAAG